CACUGAUUCUUCAUCACUAAAACCAUCAUCGUCAUCAUCACUCGAACUUCUCUUCAGUUUAUUUUUUCUCUCUCUCGUACACGUGUGAAAUGCAGGUCAGUUGUGUUGCGCGUCUCCAGACAUUGACUGCACACGUGCGUUAAGUUCCCUCGCUCCAGCGUGAUUUAUUCCCGCGGGUGAAGUUAAGACGAAGACGUCUUUGAAUGUGUGCAUGUGUCCUUUGAACUGUGGCACUGGGCGCAGACGGUGACUGUGUGCUGCCGUCGCGGUGUGUGUGUGGAUGAUGAAGGAGCAGUUAGUGGACACCUGAUGUUCCUGUGGCAUCAACACACACCGGGGUCUGUGCCGCACACCGAGGGGGGACGUCAUCCUCACCCACGGUAGAGGGAAAAAGUUGUUCCGAACAUCAAUUUAUAACUGGCCGCUACGUGUCUUAUCCCUAAUAUGAGCGGAUUAAUUUGUGCGUGCGUGUAGGCUAGAGAGAGAGAGAGAGAGCGGGAGAGAGAGAGAGGGAGGGAGGCAAUAAAGUCAGAGGGAAAUAUAUUUGAUGAGCAACAUGAAGACAAAGACCAGUCCUGUUUUUUGACCAGUAAGAUUUUGGUUUCCCAGUUGGUUGUAGGUCACCAGUGUGAGAGGACGUGCAGUGGAGUGACAACAAACCUUAGAUCAAAAUUAAAGUAGUGACAGAGAUGCUACUUUAAGAGCUGGCAAUUGUUUUUCUCAUUUUUUCUUCAGUUUUACUGCAUUUUUGAAGUAUUUAUUUUUGAAGUGCUUGUGGUCCGAGGACAUGUGGACCCUAAGAUUCUGUCUCACGUCUUUUGCCUUCUCCUAAUGAGACAGAAGCUCAUAUCUGAGACUAGGAAAGACCUACAGCUGAAGGCAGGAGAACCACACCUCAUGCUCGCACUCAGCAAAACAUCCAGUGGAAACGGGUCUGACAAACAUGGGUGUGCUCCAGCUCCACAAUCCCACUCACCCCAGCACGCUGCUGCAGCGGGCCAACCAGAUGCGCCUCACCGGAACCUUGUGUGACGUCAUCAUCACGGUGGACGGCCAUGAGUUCCCGGCGCAUCGCACCGUCCUGGCCUGCACCAGCAAGAUGUUCGAGAUCCUGUUCCACCGCAGCAGCCUGCGGUAUGCCCUGGAUUUCCUGUCCCCUAAGACUUUUCAGCAGAUCCUGGAGUACGCCUACACCGCAUCGCUCCAGGCCAGCGCCGAGGACCUGGACGACCUGCUGUACGCUGCCGAGAUCCUGGAGAUCGAGUAUCUAGAAGAGCAGUGUCUUAAAGUUCUGGAGACCAUUCAGGCAGAGGAGAAUGAGGAAGUGGCCAUGAGGAAUCAAAGCUCAGCCGAUCACGGUGACCACGGCCGGGCCCGGCACUGGAGGCACAUGCUAAUGGCCAAGAAGCAUUCCAUACAUGACAGAACCACGCUAACUCCUCCCACCACUCUGCACCACCUGGCGCUCCAUCACAUGGCAGAGAGAAGCUCUCCUGCUCCAGACUCUAAGGGUGUCUCAGGAUUGAGCCCCAAACUGGAUGUGGAGGUGGACAUGGAACAGUGUCGGCAGCAGCACCAGCAGCACAGGGCAGCGAUGUCCCGGUCCAUGUCCCUGGAGCCCACCACCAGUGUAAAAUCAGAAGACAUGCAGGUGGAUGAAGUCCACAGCUGCAGCGGCCUGUCAUCCAGCAGCUGUAACAGGAGUCUGUCCAACCAACCCAGAGAGGAGACCCCGGGGACACCCCUGCGCGGCAGUGUCAUCACCAGCGCCCGGGAGCUCCACCCGGGAUCUGAAAACGGAACGCAGGUGCUGACGAACUCCCUCGACUGUUUUCCCUCCAUCUACUCCGUGCCCUCCCACCAACUGGGAGACGGGAUGGUGUCCAUUUCGGUGACCCCAUCCCUGGGCAUGCCACUGGACCCGAGGACGUACGGCGGCCUUCUGCACCAAGGUGUGCUGCACAGGGAGCUGCUCAGUCGACUGGGCCAGUUUGCAGCAGGGAUAAGGCAGGAAGGCCAGACUCAAGGCCAGCAGUGCUGCAGCCAGUGUGGACUGCAGCUGCCCAGCAAGCAGGCCAUGGAGCAGCACAGGAGGCUGCAUAAUGAAGAGAAGGGCCAUGGCUGCGAAUACUGUGGCAAACAUUUCCAGGACAGCAUGAGGCUACGAAUGCACAUGCUGUCUCACACAGCUCCUGCCGAGGCGCUGGUGUGUGAUCAGUGUGGAGCAACUUUUUCCUCAGAGGAUGCGCUGGAAACUCAUAGGCAAACUCACACAGGGACCGACAUGGCGGUGUUCUGUCUGCUGUGUGCGAAGCGCUUUCAGACCCAGAAGGCCCUGCAGCAGCACAUGGAGGUCCACACCGGAAUGCACAGCUACAUUUGCAGCCACUGUGAGCGGCCCUUCCCGAGCCACACCACCCUCAAAAGACACCUGCGCUCUCAUACGGGUGAUCAUCCGUUCGAGUGCGAGUUCUGCGGGAGCUGCUUCAGAGACGACGGCACACUGAGAGGCCACAAACGCAUUCACACGGGAGAGAAGCCUUACGAAUGCAACAGCUGUGGGAAAAGGUUCAGCCUCAAACAUCAGCUGGAGACGCACUACAGAGUUCACACAGGUGAGAAGCCAUUUGAGUGUAAGCUGUGUCACCAACGUUCCAGAGACUACUCGGCCAUGAUCAAGCACCUGCGCACGCACAACGGAGCGUCUCCGUACCAGUGCACCAUCUGUAAGGACUUCUGCCCCAGCCUGGCUGCCAUGCAGAAGCACAUGAAGAGCCACAAGCCUGAGGAGGUGCCGGCCGACUGGAGGAUAGAAAAGACUUACCUGUACGUCUGCUACGUGUGAACGGGACUGAGUACAGCCCUUCUCUCUCUCUCUCUCUCUCUGUCUCUCUCUCUCACACACACACACACACAGGUUUCGAAAUAUCAAAACUAAAUUGAAUUUGAUUGAUUCCAAUCGCUAAUAAAAAAACACAAAACAACACAUUCUCCACAACGUAGAGAGUUCUACGAACCCCAAAAAACCAACUCAGUCACAGUCACAUGUUCUACUCUGGUGCAGAACCUCACUGUGGAAAUGUCAGUUCACACCACGGCAGUGUGAACUUUACUGGUUCCAUCAAUUAUUUUAACGUGAGACUGUGGUUAUAAAGAGACAAAAGACCCCCCCCCCCCCUACACACACACACACCUCCUCUCACCUCCCCAGGUGUGUCUGACACUGUAAUGAAUCUCACAUACCCAGUAUGGCUUUUCUACUUCCUUGUUUACACAUACUUUACUAGGGGAAAGCACAGUCAGAAGAGCGGCCCUGUUUGAGUCAGUUUGUAGCAGUCAGGCAGCGUUAGCGGCAGCGUUAGCAGCAGCGUUAGCGGCAGCGUUAGCAGCAGUGUUAGCGGCAGCUGUAGCGGAUCAUAUAUAUCUCUCCUCUCACCUGUUCAUCAAGGCACUCGUUACUUGUUGCUCUGUGUUGAUAUUAAAAAAUAAUCUUUUUGGGAUACAUUCUGGUCUAAAGCUAUAACAGCUUUUCUUUUCUUCAUUUAACUUUUUAAGGAACAUGACUCUCAUGCAAAUAUGGUGAUGUUUGUGUAGGUGUUGCUCAAAAUAAAUAACACAUCUGUCAGUAAUGUCAAUUUAGAAGACGACAAAACUUCAUAUUCUGUCAGUCCAAACCAUACAGAGCGAAUAAGAGACAGACCUGUGCCUGAGAUGAACCAAUGGAAGAGAUUUAAUAAUGUCCAACAGGACGUUGACAUUAGGACACUUCAUUACACUGUACUGUACUCUACUGUAAACCUGACCUCAAAAUACAACUUCACUGUAAAAAUGAUCCCAGCAGGAACAAAGUGGAAUUUGAAAGUUUCCCAGCACACACAUACACACACACACACACACACACACCCAGUGUUACCAGUUGGUAUGUAACGACUACUUCUGUUCGAUCCACUGUUGAGUUAACAGGACGUUGGCUGCGUCUCUGUUCAGCUGCAGGUUUUUUUCAUUUGUUCUUUUGUCGAACCAUCGCACAGAGUUUGAAGUCUUCUGUGAUAAUCAGUGAUGGUGGACUGGCAGACAGCGAGGACUCUGUCCUCCUGUGUCUCAUCUCCGCACCUUUUCAUUCGCUGGUCUUAUUCUUUUACUCUGCUGGUUCCAUUCUGCAUGGUUUAGUUGAAAGCUGCCAUGUUUGCCCCGAUGAGCUGCCGCUCUCUCAGUUCUUUGUCUUCUUUGCAGUGGGUGGUUUUUGUUUCAGGUUUUCUGGCUUCAAAACGAGACUGAAAUUUGUGUAAUGUUUUUGGCUAUUUAUGUGCAGCUUUGUUUUCUUUUAAUUACCAAAAAUGUUUUGUCAUUUCUCUCUCUCGCUCUCUCUCUGUCACGCACAAACACAAACACAAACACACGUACACAGAUGUUGUUAUUUAUUAUCCAUUAGUGUGAUAAUCACAGCCCAUGAUCAUAACCACGGAUGAAGUCAGGGGUUAAGCCACAGAAGUGGACGUGUUGAGGGAUGGCUCCGUACUACCGAUAACUUCGGAGUUUCCGAUACCAAUACCAAUCCGAUACUUUGUUUUCUCCUGUUGCUGCUCCUGUUAAUGGCAUGUCUCGCAGAGUUUAGUUGAGUAUUUGGGCUCAGGUAUCUGCUCGGACAGCUACAGUAGUUUUUUUCACUUUUUGGUAUGGUAUCGGAUCAGUACCAAUCCUGAGCAUUGAGCCAUCCCUAGUAGCGUUAAGUUGGUUUUGGAAGUUAGUUGCUGUCAGGUCUUUAUGGUAUGUUAGACUAGUGUUUGUCCUCUGAUAAAGAAUGGUUGUUUUUUGUUUUUUUUUUUGCUGCUCCUCUUGAGAAGAUAUGACACUUCCUUGAUUCUUGUGUAAAAUUCCAACUUAUGUACACUACAAACGUUGUGUAGCACUCCAGUGAACAACGCUGCAUCUGUUUAUUCUCAUCCCUCAUUUAUCUCAGAGAGUAAUGGCAGUCUUUGUCCAGAUACCAGGGACAGAGGAAGAUUUUAAUGUGAGAUCAUGGUUCCAUGAGUCCACUCUCAUGAGCUCUGUGGUACCAGGGGAACUUUUGGUGCUUACUGCAGCUAGUGUGGGAUUCACACCUGUUAUUCUCCAGUUGGAAGCCCAGUUCUUGUAUCACUAAACCAAGGGCUGCUCCUUAUUUUUACUACAGCAAACCAAAACCAGCAGAAGCACAGUUUAAAUUUGAACUCUGUGAAGGUUAAACCACUGGUUCCCAACCUUUUUUUUGUUUUUUUUUGGCUUGUGACCCAAUUUUCACAAUCAUUACGAAUCAUUACUACUCUAAGAACCAAUACGAAUUGUCACUUUUUUUGGAUGUAACAUCCAAAGCACUUCCUCCAGUCUAUUCCUGUGGCUCGACUUCAAGACUUCAAGAGUUUUAAGUCACACUCUGUACAUUCAUCCACUUCAUUUUAUUAACAGUCAAUGACUCACCAGAGAGAAUUUACCUCGCUUCAGUGUUUUUUUCGUCCACUGCAAAUUAUUCACCCUUGCAAAAAAAAAAAAUUUCUAUGAUUAAAAUAAAAACAUUUUAAAAUAUGUGGAAAAAAAUGCCUCAGCAAGGCUUUAUGUGUAGUUUUUUAAUUGUUGUCUAUGAACAGACAUAUGAAACCAGUGAUUGAGAAUUUUCUAAAGGAAAAUUAAAGAAAGCGUUUUGUUUUUUUUAACAAAACAUGAAAUUUGUCAGAAGUUGGUUUCGUCCCAGUGAUGAGCCAGACCAAAGUUGAUCACAUGGCGAACAUACAUCAGUGAAUUCUAGGCCCUUAAGGGUCUACAUCUUGUAUCCAGCGAUCUGUUUUUUUUGUUGUUUUUUUUUGGGCUGUAACCUAUUUAAAAUGCCCAAUAUUUGAACCUGUUUAGGGACAAAAAUAUUUUUAGACCAAUAGUUGUCCCGACCGACAGCUUUAAUUAAAAUUUGUGGCUCACAUUUAGUACAAACAUUUAUUUUGUGGGCCACAUUUGUUAAAUCCCGUAUGCACAGCAAAAUAUUCUGAAUAUUUCUUUUGUCCCGUCUUUGGUUUAAAUCAAUGGUGAUGUGGACCAAUAGAGUAAGCGACCCUUGGUCCCACAUUGUAAAGGUGAUGUAAGCCAAAGAUGAAGCAAAUCCUGCCCUCUUGUGUCUCUUCACUGGAACAAUCAAACACCUGUCCCACAUUCUAAAUGUACUAACUCUAAUUGCUGUAGCAAAUGUCCUUCGCAGGAUACAAGAUGUCAGUCAUGCAGGUCAUGUUGUUCAUUGCUUUAUGUGAGCCAGUAAACAGACCAGGUCUGUCGUGUCUGUUCUGACGUCGAAUCACUCUGGGCAGGUUAUUGCCAGUCGUAGUGUAGCUGUUGUGUACCAGCUGUCCUUGUAUGUUAUAAUCAGAAGUGAGCCUGACACUGGCCUUAUAGAUUUCAACCAUGUUGUAUUUUUGUAUUACUGUAAAUUGCUAUUUGUUUACAUUUGGUAUGAUUUGAAAAAAACAUCUUUCAAGUGUGUGGUUUAUACUGUAACUCCCUCAGUUGAUUAUGAUCUCUCCCUUGUGCCUCUUUUUAUAAGUAGAGCAUUGAUGUGCUUGAGUACGUGGGUAUGUGCUGUUGGUGGUCGUUCCUCAGUGUUCGUUUCUCGUUGAUUAAAACUUAGACUGCCAUGCUAGAUCUGCUUCGUCUGAACAUUGCAACUGGAAAAUACGUGAUGGUGGUCGAUUGAGUCCGAAGCAAGUCUCAAGCAUUUUAUCAAGUAAAAGUACAAACUCUGCCAUCUCAAAUGGGUUCCUUCAAAGAUACAGUAACUAAGACCUGGUCCAUUAGUGGGCAGAUAUUUAAAAACAAGAAAUCUUCCAGUAAUGUUUACUGUCUGUAUAUGAAUGUCAUUGGAAGGCUAGGUUUUGUUUUGUUCAGUUUGCGUGAUGGUUCCUAUUGGCUGAAAUAGGAAGAAAAGGAAAGGAAAUAAACAAUCCUGUUCCUGCCCGACAUAAUAUAACUACUUCCUGUCACAGCAGAAGAAAUUAGAAAAAUAUUAAAUAAAAAAUAACAAUAAUUAUUUAGCACAAUAUGUUAGUAUGCAGAAGAACUGAGAAACAUAACAGACUGUGUUAUUGUCUACACAGCAGGCAUUAAAGAUUUGUAGGGUUUUGUACGUUAUAUCACCACCUGCUGACAUGACCAACAUCUGGUUGCAUAAAGCCAAGUCUGUUUAUUUGUAUUUGAAGAAAGAAAAAUCUCAUCUUUCAUAAAUAAAUGCAUACUAGUGGACUGGGCCUAAGAUUUCCCUUCACAAUAAACAUCAUUUCAAACAGACCGUACAUGUUAACAUGUAACAUGUUAAAUACUGCUGAGUAAUGAAAAAAAAAAAAAAAAUAAUGCUGGGGCUUGCUCGUACAAAGGAACCCUAAGAAAAAAAAAAUUACGAAAUGUGCAAUGUCUUAAGCCACCAACAGUCAGUGCCAUGAGAAGAAAAAACACACAUUCACUGUAUCUAUUUUACAUAAACAUGCACUAUUAUUGUAUUUUGCCCAGUGGACCAAAAGAACUGUUUUUUUCUUUGAUCUUUCUAUGUUGUGAUAAUGCAGGUGUCCUUUUAUUUGAUGUGUCCUUUAAAGGAUGUGAGUAACAGCAUUUAGAUUAUGUCAAUGUUUGUCUACCUCAGGGCCAGAUCAAAGCUCGACCUGGUGUCCAAUCAGGGUUGUUCUCAUUGCCAUGCGUGCAGUAAAAAAAUAAUAAUAGUUAAAAAAAAAUCUCUCUCUUCACUAUAGCUUUGUAACACAGUGUGUGAAAGUGUUUUCUCAGUGUGAAUUUAGGCACAACUCUGUAUGCGUCAGUGUUCAGUGGCAUGGUUUAAGAAAAUAAUAAAAUAAUUUGCUAUA
Messenger RNA from Cynoglossus semilaevis (tongue sole), 7868 nucleotides. RefSeq names its product zinc finger and BTB domain containing 16b (gene zbtb16b). The transcript has 7 exons. Gene Ontology annotation, biological process: regulation of transcription by RNA polymerase II. Bases 944 to 2845 code for a protein of 633 amino acids. The record is from RefSeq and is a predicted model, not a curated record. NCBI's taxonomy places the organism in Eukaryota, Metazoa, Chordata, Actinopteri, Pleuronectiformes, Cynoglossidae. Gene Ontology annotation, molecular function: DNA-binding transcription factor activity; protein binding; RNA polymerase II cis-regulatory region sequence-specific DNA binding.